AAUGCAUUAGAUUCUGAGGCACACUUUUAUGAGUAGAGAAUAUAUUUAGUUUGCACAUUUCAACUUUUCUGGAUUUUCUUAAUUUUGGGUAAAAUAGAUUUUGAAGGGUUAUUUUGGUAACUUAAGCACUUUUCUGUAUUUCUAAUUGCACUUUUCAUAUACUGUAACUAGAUCUGACUGCAUGGGUGGUGGUUCUUACAGGUGCGGUUGACUGUAUGACAAUGUCCAUGUUUGGCUCCCUCAAUGGUAUGAAUGGCAAGAGCUCAGGAACACCAUCUCCUACCAAGCCCGAAGUGCCCCUUCCGUCUUCUGAUCCAGUCAAAGAUGUGUGUGCUCCUGAAUCAAAGCCCGCCACUGUCCGUAACGUCCCUGGCACUAAUCUAAGGUGCCUUGAUGAUCCUUCUUUUAUGUUUGACCAGCCCUCCAUACCUGUUACUAAUUCUCCUAAAUCCGGCACAUACAAGGUUCUUGAAGCUCCAAAGGAGCCUCAGCAGUUAAAGAGUGGAGGUUAUCAUGUGUUAGAAGCCCCAGAAGCACCAUCAGAUAUCAAGGAUCUUCCUGACCAGUCUCCCACAAAACCAGAGGCUCCAAUCAAACCAUCACCAUAUAGGGUUCUUGAAGCGCCUAUUGAUCCUCCUUCAAGGCCAAAAGGCUCACCAUAUCGUGUACUCGAGGCACCUGAUGCCCCUUACUACCCUCAGUCCCAAACCGUUGGUGAAGUUCAGGAGUCAAAGCCUCCAUCUCUUGUUUCUCCGUCUUCCGGUAGGACGGUAUCUGAUGCACUUGAUAAAGCUCGCACUCGUUUUGAUUCCUUUUGGGGGGGACCAAAAGAUAAAGAUCCCCCAAGCAAAGUCUAGGUGCCCAAAUUCCUUAGCCAUGUUCUAAUUACAAUUGAGGUAUUCAUGAAGAUGGAUUGCUCUUUAUCCAAAUACUAAGUUAACGACAAUAGUAUCUAUUUUGUGGUGCGUCUUCAUGGGUAUUUUAAAACUCAAGGAUGAGCUGUUAGGACAAUUUCUUGCGAAUUUUGAUGAUACAAGUUACUGCCAACAUUAAUGGUCCCACGUUCGUUGUGAGAUCAUACAUAACAGCACAUCUGAGAUAUAAUCUAUUGAGAAAACCCACAGGUUGUCAAUUCAGCCAGAUGUUUAAUCGCAAU
Procambarus clarkii (red swamp crayfish) is the source of this 1156-nucleotide messenger RNA. The record is from RefSeq and is a predicted model, not a curated record. NCBI's taxonomy places the organism in Eukaryota, Metazoa, Arthropoda, Malacostraca, Decapoda, Cambaridae.